GUGGCGGUCAACUCGAACCCCCACAGAGACAAAGCUGAGCAGGGCAGGUCGGCGCAACGAGUCGCAGCACAUGCCACAAGCACAGUGACGCCAGAGAAGCCCGUCCAGUUUCCAACUGUGUUCUGCGGAAGAGGAAGCGCAAGGCAAGGCCCGAGGCGGGAGCGAACGCAAUGCCAAAGGGCAGACGAGACGAAAGGACGAGACACUUGACAACGAAGAAAGAGUUUGGAAAGUUCCAACGUCGGCCCAUCCCACUGUUACAACUUGCGCCGCCCGGACGGCAAUUAACCUCUUUUUCCACCCACCCAUCCGACUGUUCUGGCAUCCCCCAUCCUCUCCAUUUCCCGUCGAUCCGUUCAAGCCCAACGACGGGACCGCGGUCCAUGGAUGAUGGGACAUCCAUAGCGGGCUCCAUGGCUCCGUACGGGGAUCCCGCUGUGCGCAGCCUGGCAGAUCUGGCCCGGAAUGGAGUCCUGGACUCACUCUUGGCUGCGCUUUUCCAAACAGGCGCCCCGUCGAUGGCUGCCCAAGCGGCGACGUCAGGUUCGAGAGGGCACAAAAGCGGACUGGGCCAUUGAGGCUAAAGGCCGCGUUGGACCGGGUCUGGAAUGGUCAGAUGGGCAGAAUCGCAGCGAAAAGCAACGACGCAGGCCUCGAGAAGGGCUUUUUACAAGGAGUAGCCUUGUUGCCACAGCCCUCUUGUCUCCCGCCAGGUUUGGACGACGGGUGCGAUGACCGAUACGGCGCUGAUGGCCCUCGUUAAGGACCGACAAUCACUGUCGCUCCUCGCGCAAAAUGCCAUGCUGCGGUCAGCAGCUUGUCCAACGAUGAAACAGGCUUUGGAUACCGAGUUCGAAUGCACUUUUGCAUCCCUAUUGGUGUUUCUGGCAUCAUGCGGGAGAGCUGCGGGCCAUCAGUCCGUUGCAUAACUAACAGCGACCAUCUUCUCCCUACCAGACCGUUGGACCAUCCAGAGAAGGCCAGACAAGCUAGGAUCAUCGCUCAAGCAGCAUCGCCAACACCACCAUCUUCCUCGUUCAGUCUGACGAACCAAGCCAACCCUGUCCUGGCUUCCGUCCGUCGUUCCAAGAAGCCUGCUUUUCCACUCCACCACAAAUCUCCGUGUCGUGUCCAAGACUUAAACUACAAAACCGCCUCGUUUCUUCCCAGCCACCACCUUUUCGCCUGUCCGUUCUCUUUUCGCAAGGACCCUUAAAAACGACACAACUCACGGCUUGGACCAGUGCGACUGCCCGCAUCGCAUUUCGCAGCUCCGGUGGUUCAGCAAGAACAGUUCAGUUUCAGGAUCGUUGUUGGGGAGAGUCGAGUAGACAGACGGAGGACCAUUAUCGGGUCUACUGUCACAGGCCCAUUUUCGUGAGGUCAGCUGGUAGAGUUCCAGGUUGCUUCCUGGCUUCACAUUGCCUUCUCAUAGGCCGAUUACCACCCACGCCUACCACCACACACGACACACAAGAGAGUCUAGAACACCGAGUCCAGUCACUUGUCGAGUUCAGUCCGGCUUUCCAUCGCAUCACCCGUCUUCGCCCACUACCACAGGUACACCUCAGUCAGCCAAACCACGAAGAGGGGUUCAUCGCUUGCCUCACUCACUCACCCAUUCAUUCACUCACUCAUCAACGCCGCCGCAGACACUCCGCGCACCUUACACCAUACAUUGUCAGUGUUACAGUGUCACAUACCAGUCUCAUAAACCCUGGAAGAAGCCACUCGCACGCCACUCCAACGCAGGGCGGCGCCGCUACUCCAUUAUCCAAUCCAAAUUCCAAAAUAGCCCACUGGACCCAAGGCGGGUCAACGGCCUUCACCGACACUACCGGCGCUAUUGGCCUGGGUUCGCAUACCUUGCGUUAGGGGGCCAGCCAUCCCACCACUUCACUCACUCGCUCUCUACUGCGACACUGGAUCACACACAUUAUUCCCGCUUUUCCCCUCUUUCUUCGCUCUCUUCUGGCCCUCUCUCCCUAGAGGUGUCGUCAUCGCCCUGAUUCUCGACUUUCGCAAUACGAGCAACUUCUCUCGAGAUUCACAACCACGAACUCCUGUCAUCACCCGAUCAUUCCACAACUUCCCGGGAACAACCUAUCACCUGUGACAUCCCGGAUCCCUAAUUUCCACGACUACCGCUAUUUUUCUGCAAGAUUUUGUGAUACCCGAGAUCGACUUUUACUUUCAUUUCCAACCACACAUACGUUAACCAUCAAUCAAAAUGGCCGGCCGUGCUGAGCGCUGGGACCGCGACCGCUUCAUGCAAGAACGGGAGCGAGACCGCUAUCCAGAUGAUCGUCGUUAUCCCGACGAACGAAGCAGGUUCGAGGAAAGAAGCCGCUUCGAGGAACGUGACGACUAUCGCCCACCGCCUCGCCGCGGCAGAGAUCACUCCGAUGAGCGCUUCGACCGUGGCCCAUUUGACCGCGGACAUCGCGGCGGAUAUGAAGAAGAUAUUGUAAGAGACCGCCGCUACGUCGAGGAGGACCGUUACGGCCCUCGUCGCGGAGAGCCUUUGGACCGGGAGUUUGAUCGUCGUCUUUUCUUCGAAAGAGAGCAACGAGAAGUCCGUGAGGCCUCGCCACCACGCCGCCCGACUAUGCUCCGUCGUCAGUCUUCCCUCGACACCUUUGACCGUCGCCCCCUUCGCUUUUAUGAGCGUGAGGAAUACCCCCCGCCAGCCCGCCGUGAAGAUGUUCGCCCUCGCGACGAUUACCGGGCCCCUCCAUACGUUCCAAUCCCUCUGCCCCGCACCCGCCAGCUGGGCCCCGCACCAUCUCAACGAUACGACGAGAUUCAGAUCGCCGAACCAGGCUACUACGGCGACGAGGAAUUCCGCGGCAUGCCUGAGCGGGUGAAGGAGCGUGAGGUUGUUACUUCACGCCGGCGUAGAGACCGCAGCCGAGAGUCCAGGGUGUCAAGGUCAACCAGAAAGAGUUCGCACCGAAGCAGCUCACGAUCAAGCAGCACCUCCAGUAGGUCGACCAGCACCACAACCAAGACCGCGACGACUGUUCGCAGCUCGUACCCGAAGAAGGGCAAGACCCGCAUCCCACAGCGCCUGGUUUCUAAGCGUGCGCUCAUUGACCUCGAGUAUCCUUACAUUGAAGAGGGUAACACCGUCAUUGUUCUCAAGGCUCUCGGCCAGGACAACAUCGAUGAACUCCUGAAGCUCAGCGAGGAGUACAAGCAGAGUGAAUUGGAGAUUGCCGCAGCUCGAUCAUCGGCUGGCAAGCAUGAAGAACGCCACGAGGAGAUCUACACCAUCCCUCCACCGGUUGCCGCCCUACCCCCGCCGCCCCCGACUGUCAUCCAUGUCCCUCCUCCUCCUCCACCGGCGCCUGCUUCAGUAGCGCCGCCUCCCGCGCCCCCAACUGUCGUUUCUGCUCAUCCUCCUGCUCCCCCAUCCGUCUACUAUGAGGCGCCUCCCCCACCACCCCCGGCUCCCGUUCAUGAGGUGGUCAACAAGACUACCAUCAUCCGCGAUGUCUCUCCUGCUCGCAGCUCCACAUCCUACACAACAUCGACGACCGCAACACCAGUCGUAUACGAGCGCCGCGAGUACAGCGAAGAGGUGCCUAUCGGACCCAUGGCGGUCGCUGAGCGUCGCCGUAGCCGGUCUCGGUCUCGCAAGAACAUCAGAUCCGAGAUCAAGGCUCUCGAGGCUGAGCUUCACGAGCGCAAGCACGGAAGGAGCCGCGAACUCGUCCGUGCUGAACAGAUGCCCGAUGGCGCUGUAGUCCUCUUCGAGGAGAAGGUCGAGAAGGUUGAGGAGCCGCGGCGCGGAGUGCGGAUUGAGAAGGACAAGAAAGGUCCUCCUCCUGGAAUCAUGCGCGCUAUGCUGGCAACUCUCACGUAAGGGUACUGUGCUGGCCAGGCGCAUGACUUGUUGUUCAGUACGAAUUUGAAUGUACAGAAGGCGAUUUACAGACCUCGUACCUACGAGAUGGACUUUGUUGCAUUGGUUUUUAGCACGGAUCUGGGCUUUUUCGGAUGAUCUUACCAUUAUUAUUCCCCAAUAGAAAAAAAAGGAGCCUAUGGGUUUUGCGAUCCUUGGAAGGGAUUCGCACACAUGUAUGGAUGGGAUUGGCAAUCCGAUAGUUUCUCAUGCCCUAGCCUAGGUUUCCGGACAUGGUGUAUCGCCUCUACAUACUGGACGGCUCGCCGGUAUACUUUUUCUUUGGUUAGAUGGCGCAAGUUACGAAUUUAUGACUUCUAUUUUUUAACGUUGGGAUAUCAACCAUGCCAUUAUUCUCCCC
Colletotrichum scovillei is the source of this 4268-nucleotide messenger RNA. RefSeq lists its product as uncharacterized. The transcript is spliced from 4 exons. The coding region runs from base 2231 to 3868 and encodes 545 amino acids. The record is from RefSeq and is a predicted model, not a curated record. NCBI's taxonomy places the organism in Eukaryota, Fungi, Ascomycota, Sordariomycetes, Glomerellales, Glomerellaceae.